UUUCCAGUUUACUUGCUUCCCUCCAUUCCCUUGCUCGAUUUGGAGAAGUUCUCCGCUUCCUGUGCGCAUUCCUCCAGCGCCUGUCCUCCGCUCCCAGAUGCCCCCUUCGCGAAAUUCUUUCUCCCCUUUGAGGCGUCUCUCACUGGCGCGCGUGAACGCCAUUCGCUUUUGCUUGCAAAAGAUACUUUUGCGGAAGUUUUCUCCUCUGCAAGCGAUCUCCCAGCUCUUUCCAACGCCCUCACAACGCGCGUCUCUGCAGCUGCCGACACAGCGGCUUCCAGAGCCUGUCUCAACCUAACAGAGGUUGCCCUGGGUUCUCCGAGCGUGCUCUCUCUCCUUUUCUUUACUCGAGGGAAACAAAGUUGACUUUUACACCUGGCUUUCGCAACUGUUCUCUCUUACUCGGCGCGCCACCGCAAUCAGCCGUCUAAGCAGCGAAGUCGCUGAGGAGAAAUUCGUUUUCCCUCUCUUGUGCAAGGCCCUCAUCUCUGAACUCCGACAGUCUUCUCCCGUUUCUUCUUCUGCUCUUUCUUCAACCUUUGCCUUCCCUCGUCUUCCCUUUCUUCUCUUGAAUUUCUUUUUUCUGUCUCUUCUCGCUCUCUGCUGCUCUAUCCGUCGUUUGCUGGCCGUGCAUCUCGAACGGUAUGGCAACUGGAAGCUCCCGGCGCCUUCUUCGCCUGAGCACUCACCUCAGCGAAGUCGUUCGCGCUCGAGAAAACUUCUCUUCUCUCCCAACUCUCCUAUCUUCUUCGCAGAUGCUCUCCGGUCCUUCUUCUCUUUCUUCUUCUCUUUCUUCUUCCUCUUCUCUCUCUUCUUCUUCUCUCUCUUCUUCUUCUCUCUCUUCUUCUUCUCUCUCUUCUUCUUCUCUCUCUUCUUCUUCUCUCUCUUCUUCUCUCUCGUCUUCUCUCUCGUCUUCUCUCUCGUCUUCUCUCUCUUCUUCUUCGGCGGCCGCCUUCAUGUCUGUAUCUGACUUUAAGAGAGAGCGAGAGGGAGUCGCGACAGGCGGUGUGCUCGGCCGCUCGGCGUUGCGCCGGCUCUUCUCUUCUUCUCUUCCAGGACCUGGGGCCUUCUGGGAUGAGACGCUUCUCUUAGGCUUCCCUGAAACGACCACGGGGGGCUGCUUGUCCGUCUCUCUGAACCGUCCGAGGCAACUCAACGCGCUGAACGUCGACAUGGUCACGGCUUUGCAUGCGCUGCUGCCUCGCGUUGAGGAAGAUCCUCGAGUUUCUCUCCUUCUUCUCUCUGGACAAGGCGGCCGGGCCUUCUGCGCCGGAGGCGACAUUCGGCAGGUCGCUGGCGCGCCUCGAGCUGACGUCGCGAGACUCUUUGGCCACGAAUACGCGCUCGUCUUCAAAACGUCGAAAUUCAAAAAGCCCUAUGUCGCACUGUGGGAUGGGAUCGUCAUGGGCGGCGGCGUGGGCAUUUCGAUUUUCGCGUCUCACCGUCUGUGCACAGAGACGACUUUGUGGGCAAUGCCUGAGACAGGGAUUGGUUUUUUUCCAGAUGUUGGUGCAGCUUUCUUUCUCUCUCGUCUGAAAGCAGCCCCGGGGGUCGGAUUUCUUCUCGGCCUUGUCGGGAAGCGCCUCCGAGCUGCAGAUCUCCUCGCCACAGGCCUCGCUACACACUUUGUGCCUCGAGCCCACCUCGCAGAACUGAAGGAGAAACUGGAGAAGGUCAACGGUUUCCUCUCCCCCGAAGCCGCCCGCGCUGAAGUCGACCGCAUCGUCGACGAAUUCUCUGAGCCUCUCUUCUCCUCUUCUUCUCCCUCUUCUUCUUCUCCCUCUUCUUCUUCUUCUCCCUCUUCUUCUUCUCCCUCUUCUUCUUCGCUCUGCAAUUUGAUUGCCGAUGUAUUGGAUGGGUGCGAGAAGUAUUUCUCUGUGUUGCCUGAGUCUUUCCAGGCGCUGCUUGCCUCGCUCGACGAAGGAACGGCCUCUGGAUGUCGCUUCGCGGCGGAAGUGAAGCAGACGCUUCGCGAUAAAUGUCCUCUCUCUUGUGCCGUAUGGCUUGCGCUCUUUCGGCAAGCAGAGGCGCGGAAGUGUGUCGACGAGCGCAGUGACGACGCCCCCUUCUACGCACAGAGAGAAGAAGAAGGCGACAGGCUGCUCGAGGUUCUGCGACAAGACUUCGUGCUAGCGGAGGCGUUCGGCCACGGGUACCCAGAAAACUUCAAGGAGGGCGUCCGCGCCGUCCUCGUCGACAAAGACAACCGCCCCCAGUGGACUCCGAGCAACAACGCAGACGUACAUGAAGACGACGUGAGCAGGAUGCUGAACUACUGCGAGGCGAACGGUCUGGACCGCUAUCUGCACUCGUGACUUGCGAGAGAAAGAAGAGAGAACGGCCUAGCCGCGACUUCCGUGCUCAUCUCACCAGCCUAAAUUCAAAGAGUGUGGUGGGGAGAGAGGGUCAGUGAUCAACGUUUUCUGGGGAGAUGAAGAAACACAGGUAGCCAGGGUACUCUGGGGACUUCUGCAAGAGCAUAGUGUCCAGUCGCAGCAUUAGUAGCUCGGGACAACCCAGUUAUUCGUGACUGCGAGAGCGGAGAGAGACGACGGAGAAGAGCGAGCAACAGAGGAACCGGAAAAAGAGUAGCAAAGGCAUGAAAGGCAGGCGAACCGGAGAAAGGAGAGGAAACGAAGGAGAGAAGGGGGGAACGUUAGACGGAGGGCGGGAGAUACGGAAGGGCGCAUUUCAACGCGUUUCAUCCUCCCAGGCCUCUCCGUGUGGAAGCGAGAAGCGAACAGACAAGCGAACAAGUUUCAAAAGAAACAUUUUUCCUAUUCGCCACCACCUCUGUCUGGGCUGAAGGCAGUGCAGAUUCACGCAAAACCUUCUUCAGCCGUGUCCAUCGGCAUGCGAUCGUACCCAUCUGUCUAGUCCAUGCAGACGUAGACCCAUGAAUGCCUUCGUAUAUUUGACUGGAUUAUUGACGCAUGCGUAUCUCUACUUAUUCACGUGUGGCUAUAGGUCCGUGUGUUUUCUCAUCGGUACAUGUAGGUGUGUGCCUAUUUCCACCUGUAGACAUAGCCGCUGUGCAUACCUGUUUUCACCAAUGAAGCUAGAUGUUGACAUAGGCACAUGUGUAUCUCUCCAAACAUAUAUGGACGCUGAUGCAUACUGUUCCACAUACGCAUGUACGUGCAGGUGUAGACACAUAAAUGCAUGCUCAUAUAUAUAUAUAUAUAUAUAUAUAUAUAUAUAUAUAUAUACUGGUGCAUAAGCGCAGGCACAUGUGUAGAGGUUCGGAGUGUGUAGCGUGGGCUCGCCUGUGAUUUAAGCAGAGGAGUUUUUCUUUAGACGGCGGCGGUGGGAUCCGAUCUGGCGGGGUGAUCUUCGGUUCUUUUGCAGGUUUUGGAAAUCCUUUCGUUGCCCCGGCCAUUGCACUGCGACACAGUGUCACCUUUGUUACUGUGGAGAGCUUGUGUUCAGUGGGGCGUCAAUGUUUGUUCAAAUCACCUUCGCCUUUAUUCCGUGUGGAGUAGAAGAAACACCAUCUUAAUACGGCGAAGGACUAAGGCGUUUUUCUGCCCGCUCUCUUGGAGUUCUUGAAGACGAGAAAGAGUGCUCGAAAAGGGUCGCUUCAGUUAAUGGAAGGGGGGCUAGACAUCCACUUUGCACAGUAGAAACACCGUCCUUUUCCUACUCAGUUGAACGGGGAAGACGCGAGUGGCUCGGUUGCCUUUCGCUGGCAACAAGACAUGCAUCAGUGCAAAGACAGAAUGAAAAUCACCUACGCGUCUUUGCGUGCUGUUGUGGUCAUUUCCGGUGAAAAGACGACGUGAAAGCUGAGGGAAAAGGUCUUUCACACCGGUCAGACAGGCGCGUCGCGUCCGGCGUUCUCUGCUGGAAUAGUGCUUUGCCGACAGCGUAGUGAAAACUGUGCGCCAAACGGACAGAAAAUACUUAGAGAUUAUCUGUGUUCGCGCAACGGGGAAGUCCUUGAGUACACACAGCGGCACACAGAUCGGUCUUCAGAUCGAGCGAAAAGGGCGAUUCUAUGUGAAGCUGUGGAAUGCAACUCGAGGUAGACACAUUACGUAUACAAAAGUACACACGGGGAGAGGAAAACACGCCGUAAAACUGGUUAUUCUUCGCAUUUGUUAGAAAUGCCAUUUGGGGGGUUGUGUAUUACGAGUUGAACCGCUGGUCAAUACGGAGGUCAGUUUCAGCGAUAGUGGCGUCUGGACGUCAAGGGUCCGUUCAUUCCUCGAAGAUCUAAAAGUUCAUCGAAACGAAAAGGCCAUAUAUAUAUAUAUAUAUAUAUAUAUAUAUAUAUAUGCAUUCUUUUUGACUUUUUCUGCGCGGCAAUCCUGACACGGUAGAGGACCGCUUCGGUGGAAGCUGGUGUGUGGAUCUUCUACUGGCGUUUGACUCAAAUGUCAGAUCCAUUCUGGAAACUCAGUGGCCGAGCUACUAGAGUGCCGAGGACAGUCUCGAUGAGCGCUUCUCGUCAAUCAGAUCCCGUACCCAAGGGUCAGUUUUGGAGGACCACUCUAGCCUGAGGGACUGUAUACGAAAGAAGGUUUCUCGCCAGGCAAAUGCAUGUGUGUGUCUCUAUAUGGGUUUCUGCUUGGUUGAACGUCUGUAAAACGUGUAAACAAACGUGUCUGUCGAUCGCUGUGAUUUGCGGGUCCGUAUCGAAGAAUCAGUCUCUCGUUACGAGAGUUCUGAUCCGCGUACUGCGGAUCCGGGCCUGUCAGGAGUUCGGCUUCUCUUUGUUCUUGUCACAACGCAUGAGCGCGCGGUGCGCAACAUAGAACGGAGUUUUUCCUCCGUUGAAUUUCCGUCCUUUCCCUUCUGGCUUGUCCCCGAAUAGGGAGGACGCGUCUGAAGUAGUGGCAGCAAAAAACCUAGCGUUUCCCCUUCGCUCUCUCCCAUGGAUGAACUCUUGCCCAGAGGCGCUGUUGCCUCGUCCUCUGGGGCGUUUUUGGUGAGGAAAUGCAAAGGUGACAGUGAAACGCGUGAGUGGCUCCAAAAGCGUGGACAAAACGAAUUCGCCUACUCUUAUCGGAUUUGUAGUGUAACAAGCUGUCACAUUCACAGUCAAACAACAAGCAAGAAGACUCCGGGAGGAAUGAACGUCGAUCUACUCGUUCUGUUUUCCGGAAUUCCGCCCGAUUGCAGCCGACAGCUUUUGUCGAGGUGUCGUUUUUGGACACGGUCUCUCGUCUGGUCAAGUAUACAGAGUACGGGACGCCUCUCAUUCGAGCGCUUGAAUCUGCAGGGGAGAUUUGUGUUGAUAUUGCGUUAUUGGCGGCGUUCCUCGGCGCUUCUUUCGUUUGCUGUGUGUGUGUCGCGUCGAGUUUUUACGGCUAUCUUUCAAGCGCCUGGGGUACCACAUGGUCUUUACCCUGAGAGGCACCCAGGGCUCCCUGUGAGGGAAGGAAUACUCCGGACGAGAGCCUGAUGCAGG
Messenger RNA from Toxoplasma gondii ME49, 5413 nucleotides. Its product is annotated as enoyl-CoA hydratase/isomerase family protein. Gene Ontology annotation, molecular function: 3-hydroxyisobutyryl-CoA hydrolase activity. Bases 645 to 2315 code for a protein of 556 amino acids. NCBI's taxonomy places the organism in Eukaryota, Apicomplexa, Conoidasida, Eucoccidiorida, Sarcocystidae. The record is from RefSeq and is a predicted model, not a curated record. The transcript is spliced from 6 exons. Gene Ontology annotation, biological process: L-valine catabolic process.